AUGCUUCCUGUUCCCUCUCGACGCUUUCGAGUGCUUACUUUGGCAAUAGUAGCACUGUUCAUCUUGGCGAUACUAUACCAACACGGCCCUCUGUCAUCUCGCGCUUUCCUUCCGACAUGGCAGCCUGUAGAGAGUCCAAAAGCGCACAAACCCCAAAUUCCACGCCCGAGGCUCGACUUGCCAUUGGAAUAUACACCAAAGCCCUCCGAUAGUCAGUGGUGCCAAGAACGCUUUGGUAUCAAGUUUCUCGAAAAUGUUCGCGCAUCCUCCGUCUCCUACUGCACUCCGAGCUCCCCGAGCUUCUCUUGUUUCUGGUCGACAACCACCGAGGAGCGACGUGAUGCCAUGUGUCAUGGACAAGGCGCCACAUAUGACGCCGGCGAGUCUAAGUUUCGACUCGGAUGCCGGCUGCGAGACUUGUCUCCAGAAGAAAUUCAAAACGACACGCCGCGAAUCCCAGACAACCUGACGCAAUAUUGGUACGACACCGGACCCGGGCAAGUCUUCAACGAGGCCGUGCUCCUCGAUGCCAAUUCUCGCAUCCAGAGAUCCCGCACAACAAGCAUCCUGGUAAAGAGAGAAGGGCCCGGCAAUCUAUGGCACGUCCUGAUGGAGCUGCUAAGCCUCUCGUGGACUCUCGACAUACUGCAAAUCAGCGUGGAUCCGACCUCGCAGCAGCCCUAUCUGUCACCUGCCGCGACAUCGUCAACGCAGGUCAUAUUCCUGGACGACUACGAAGACGGCCCCUUUGUCGACAUGUGGAGGCUUUUCGCUAAAAUGCCCAUUCGGCGCAUCCACCAACUCAACGGCUCGGAACCCGCCACCGACAUUAUCAUACCCUUUUCCGGCGGGAGCAAUACACUCUGGCAGGGCGAUUGGGUCAAGCUUGACUGCCGGGAAUCCGCACUAGUCAAGGCCUUUGUUUCGCGCGUUUUGCAUCUCUACGACGUACACACGCCUCCGCGGAGGAAGGCAGAGGUCGUUGCCAAGUUUAUCCGCCGGACGAAUACCCGGAAACUGAUCAACGAGACGGAGCUCAUUGAGUCGGCUAAAAGGGCUGUUCCUCACUUGAAUAUAGAAAUUGUCGACUUUGCCGGUUUUUCUUUUGCUGAACAGCUACGAAUUGUCCGCGAGACGGACCUUCUCAUAGGUGUGCAUGGGGCUGGUCUCACGCACGCCAUGUUCUUGCCGCCGGGAUCGGCUGUCGUGGAGAUUCUACCCCGCGACUUUGCGCACAUGGGCUUCCGGAAUCUAGCGCAGCUACUGGGCCACCAGUAUCACCGUACCCAUGUCAAGAUGCAUGGGGAUGCCUCUGGAGAUGGGCAGUGGCAAUUCGAUGCGGUCGAGAUGGAAGAGGACCAAUUUAUUCGUUUGAUUGACGGCGCGGUGCGAAGUUUGUAUAAUAACGGAGUAAGGACGUACGACGCUGUAUGA
Molecule: messenger RNA, 1434 nt
Organism: Metarhizium robertsii ARSEF 23
Lineage: Eukaryota; Fungi; Ascomycota; Sordariomycetes; Hypocreales; Clavicipitaceae
Product: glycosyltransferase family 61 protein
Exons: 1
Coding region: 1-1434 (477 amino acids)
Cellular component (GO): endoplasmic reticulum lumen
Molecular function (GO): protein N-acetylglucosaminyltransferase activity
Source: RefSeq, a predicted model, not a curated record